AAAAAAUAAGUGUCAAAAAGUUGUUUGUCUUGUCUAUGAUAAGUCGGAAAGAACGAGGCGAGUUUUUUGGACAAAAAUCUAACGUUUUUCAUUAGUUUGCUCAACUAAAUAUAUGCAGAAUUGAAGAAAAGAUUAAUCUCAUAAGGCUUAAAUUGGAGACAAAAAAUAAGCAGACAAGAUGGCAGUGAAUGUGUAUUCAACGAACGUAACGUCAGAGAAUCUGUCGCGGCAUGAUAUGUUGGCGUGGGUGAACGACUGCUUGCAGUCGAAUUUCGCCAAGAUUGAGGAGUUAUGCACAGGAGCUGCGUACUGUCAGUUCAUGGACAUGUUGUUCCCUGGCAGUGUACCCAUGAAGAGGAUCAAGUUCAAGACAAAUCUCGAACAUGAAUAUAUACAAAACUUUAAAAUAUUACAAGCAGGAUUUAAAAAAAUGGGAGUUGAUAAGGUAAUACCAGUGGACAAGCUGAUAAAGGGCAGAUUUCAAGAUAAUUUUGAGUUUUUACAAUGGUUUAAAAAGUUUUUUGAUGCUAACUAUGAUGGGCGGGAGUAUGACGCUUUCGAUGCGCGCGGCGGUAUCACUAUUGGGUCAGGGGCUUGCGAGUCCGGUGUGCCGUUGUGUGGCGGUGGUAUAGGCCAGGUGCCGACGCGUACACGACGCCCCGCGCCCAUGCAGCACUCUGGCAUUGGAAAAGCUAACAGCACAGUCAGAUCUCCCCCAGUAAAUCUGUCAAGAUUAAAUCAAAGUGCGAAGGGGGACUCCAAAGUAAUUGAUGAGCUUAAUCAUCAGUUAAAUGAAUUAAAAGCAACAGUUGAUGGUCUUGAGAAAGAAAGGGAUUUCUAUUUUGGAAAACUCCGGGACAUAGAAGUGAUCUGUCAGGAAAUGGAAGAACAACAGAACGCUCCCAUUGUUCAGAAGAUUCUCGAUAUUUUAUAUGCAACUGAGGACGGAUUCGCGCCUCCAGAAGAGAUCGACGGCGACAACCCCCACCCGCCUGAAGAGGACGAGUAUUGAACUAAAUCAUACUGUUUAACAACGCGUAUCAUAGUGCUCUUUGUAUAUUAUAUCAAAUCGAAAUUAUCUCGCUUAACAAUCAUUGACGGUAUCGAGUGCUUAGUAUUUCACAGCCAAUGAGUCGUAUAUGUAGGUUAGUGAAUAUGGAUACAGUGGCCCUUAAAUGGCACCGUUAACUAAUAAUACUUAUUUCACGUAAUCAUCCUCAUUGGAUCGCACUAGAAUAAUCUAUGGCUAUUUAACUUGGCUUAUGGCUGGCCGCCGUAAUAUCAAUUUUAAGAUUUAUUUGGCUCCAUGUUAUGAUGCUUCGUAAUAUUCACUCAUCACAAGCUGUCAUUGCUGCAAACAAAAAUCAUGUUUUUGGUAGUGUCGUCAUCUUAGUACAUGGCUGUGUCAUAUCUAAGUACAUUCCUAUAUAUAUAUCGGGGGCGUGAUUUCUUGACUGAGUUUCUUCUAAUUCCGUGUAUUCUAGAUGGAAUGAACCAUUUCUUAAGUAUUGAAUAAAUGUAUGGUGGAUGUUGAGGUUGUGUAAUGUGCAAUGUAACAGCAAUGAAGAUUAUUGUAUUGUCUCGAUCAUUUUUGGGCCACUGACGCCUAAAUACAUGCAUUUAAUAAUAAUUGUUAAAUGAUUGGAAGAUAUUUAGUGUUACUUGUUUAAUUCUGUUGAAUAUAUCGCAGUUGGCUAAAAAUGUGAUUUUUGGUUCUAAAUUGUAUUAAAGAGCGAAUUAUGAGUAGAUCUGAAGGUUAAAAUUGUAGUUUCGGAAAGUCGACGAACACAUCUUGCAACGUGAUUAUUGUACAUGACCACUAUUUAGGUUAAUCAAUUACAAGACUUGACGAUUUACUGCACUAUUAUGAGUAAUUAACUAUAGGAAGUGUAACUAAUACAUUAUAUUGGAAUAUUUUUAUUUAGUAGGAUAUUCUAGACGUCGCGGGAUAAUCAACGACUUGUUGGCGAGAAAAAUGUUAUUCGCUGGUUAAGAUAAAUAUAGAUAAUUUAUUUACUUUAGCGUUCAUAAAUUGCCUUAACAGCAGAUAUUAAUUGCCUCUGGUUUUCAGAUUGUGAAUGUCUUAUCGAAUAAAAUAAUAACUUUAUUA
Molecule: messenger RNA, 2110 nt
Organism: Manduca sexta (tobacco hornworm)
Lineage: Eukaryota; Metazoa; Arthropoda; Insecta; Lepidoptera; Sphingidae
Gene: Eb1
Product: microtubule-associated protein RP/EB family member 1
Exons: 6
Coding region: 179-1012 (277 amino acids)
Biological process (GO): regulation of microtubule polymerization or depolymerization; spindle assembly; protein localization to microtubule plus-end
Cellular component (GO): microtubule plus-end; cytoplasmic microtubule; spindle midzone
Molecular function (GO): microtubule plus-end binding
Source: RefSeq, a predicted model, not a curated record